This is a messenger RNA of Acanthochromis polyacanthus (spiny chromis), 5558 nucleotides long. RefSeq names its product paxillin-like. Bases 139 to 3663 code for a protein of 1174 amino acids. NCBI's taxonomy places the organism in Eukaryota, Metazoa, Chordata, Actinopteri, Pomacentridae. Gene Ontology annotation, biological process: substrate adhesion-dependent cell spreading; transforming growth factor beta receptor signaling pathway; endothelial cell migration. The transcript has 14 exons. The record is from RefSeq and is a predicted model, not a curated record.
CCCGACAGCAAUCCCGACUAACUUCCAGGGCAGCAGCAGCAGCGGUGGUGAAGUUUGAAGAGGAAAAUUCAGACUUCGUAAACAGCCGAGAAGCUCUUAAAACAGAAAACUGACGCGGGCCACAAGCAGACAGCGGCUAUGGACGAUUUGGACGCGUUGCUGGCGGACCUGGAAUCUACUACGUCCCACAUCUCAAAGCGACCUGUGUUCUUGCCUGACGAGACCCCCUACUCCAUCCCCACUGGAGGACACUCGUACCAAGAUGUUUCGGUUCCACCUCCAGUGCCUCCUCCACCCUCAGCCGAGGCUCUGAACGGCUCCCUGAUAGAUCAGCCAGACUCCCACCACUCCUCACAGCAGUCAUUAGGUUCAGCCCAGAAGAGCUCAUGGUCCAGGGACAGUAGCAGUUCUCCAUUGUCUCACAUUGAAGAGGACCACGUCUACAGUUUUCCAAACAAACAGAAGACAUCCGACUCAUCAACAGCAGCCAUGACUUCUGCCCUGGGCAGUAACCUCUCAGAGCUCGACAGGCUUUUGCUGGAACUUAACGCAGUACAGCAGAGCUCCCCUUCAUUCCCCACCACAGAGGAGGCCGCUCCGCCCUUACCAUCCUGCAGCAUCACCCACUAUGAGAACGGCAGCGCCCCUGACAUCCUAGUGAGCCCUCCUCCUCAGGAGAAACCCAAGAGGAAUGGAACAAGGUUGGAGGAGGCUCGACCCUCUGUGGAGAGUCUGCUGGACGAGUUGGAGGGCUCCGUGCCAUCACCCAGCCCGCCCACCCGCCACAGUGAUUUGGACACAUCAUCUCAACAGCAAGCCAGAAUCUCAGCUUCCUGUGCAACAAGAGAACUUGACGAGCUGAUGGCCUCUUUGUCUGACUUCAAGCCCAGUUCUUUGGGCUCUCUGCUAGAGCCAGCAGGAGCACCCUUCAGCUCUCACCAUCCUCCAGUCUCUUCCUCCGUUACCCCAGUGGCUUCUCCUUCCCUUAGUCUGUCCCACCUGUCUGCCUGUGCCUCUCCUCACUUCUCUUUACCUGGUUUAGAGCUGCACAUAGACGAGGAUGGAGGAGAUGGUGGCAUGUUGAUGCCCCAUCCGAGCCGUCUGCCUCCCCACAGUCCUACCUCCUCACUUUCUGCAGUCAGUGACCCAGAACUAGACUCUGUCAUAGACGUCUCUGCAGCCAUGCUGUCAUCCCAAACCAAGGCUCUGCUAGUCCUCUCUCAGUCUGCUUCCUCUAACUCCAACCUGAUGAGAAAUAGCUCAAGUCCUUCCAGUACCACCACCCCCUCACUUACCUCAGUAAACACUGUCCUAGACAACAAGUUCUCAAAGUCCCCGAGUCCAUCUGUGGAACGGGUCUCACCAUCAGCUGCUUUUGGUAAACUGUCUUGUCCUCCUGAGACUCUGAGCAAAGGGUCUGCUUGUUUUCAUGACAUUGAUUUUAAUUUCUCCACUUCACCUUCUCCGAAAAACCUCACCCCUCCCCUCUCAGCUCCCUCACCCCGCUCUGUCCCUGUCUCUACAUCUCCAUCUUCUGCACAAAUCUCCUCAAAAACAUCCUCACCAUCUACAGCCUCUCCGAUGAUGGUUCCCUCCCCACUGGCCUUCACGAGCACCAGCAGACAACAGUUGGAGGCAGUGCCCGCUGUCCAGAGAGCCAGCCCCCUCUCUGUAUGGCAAACCCCUGCGGUGGAGCCUUCCCUGGACGAGGCACUAGACAAGCUGCUUGCAAUGAGUUUUGCGCAAAAUCAUCCAGCGGCACAGGUGGAGGAACCACAGAUGAAGAUGGAGGCACAGUGUCUGGGCAGUGGAAUGCAGGAUGUGCAUGAGGAGCUCAUCCUGCCCAUGGACAGAAGCAUCAUGCAGCCCGACACUUUCACCAGCGCCACCAACACCAUCACAGACGACUCUGUGGACGGAGGCACUGAUGGGAACGGAGAUCUGGACUGGGCUGAUGAGGAGCUGUCCAUGUCUCUGCAUGAUGGACUGGAUGGCACCAUGACGCCCUACACCGAGAGGCUGUACACAGAUGGCAGCAUGACCCCGCUGACAGAGGCCAGCUGGAUGGAUGAGUCCAUGACCCCGUCCUCAUGCCCCGGGACCCCUGACGUUGCCCUGGACCUGCCCCUGCUUCAGUCUCCCAAUAUAGACCGAGUCUCUGCAUCUGGACAUAUCAAAUCAGUGAUCAGGCGAACGAAGGAGACUCCCAAUGUGCACCCCAUGUACCGAGACGGUCAUCUCCGCAGGAAGAUGGGACCCGUCAUCGUAAACAAGAACACGUCUCAGGACCGUCUGAUAGAGGAGCUGCAGGGUAAGCUCGGGAUCGGCCGCUCAGAGAGGCGCCGCAAACAGUCCGACGACUGGCUCACCGAGGGUGUCGUCAUCACAUCCAAACCACAGCGUUUCCGUCCCGAAGGGGCCGGCAAUGAGGUCGACAAGAUCAUAAUUCCCCCAGAGUCUCCUGUCCCUGUGAGGAAGGUGCUCCCACCUCCUUCUCCCCCCGCCCCUCGUCGCCCCCCUGUGGUAGAAGAACCUAAGCGACUCCUCCCUGUACAACAGCCCCCGGUCCCAAUACCCCCACCUCCUCCCCCUCCACAGCCCGUCCACGUUCAGGAACCAGUUCCCGCUGCACCUCCGCAGAUUAUCAAACCCUCAGCUCCACCUGCCCCAAUUCAGGAACCUUCUGCCCCCAAACCUGAGCCCCCUCCUCCUGUCCCUAAAACCCCCACCCAGCCACCACCAGUGGAGCCAGUUCCACCAGUUGCCCCCAAAGUUCUGGUGUCUGUAGGCUGCCAAACAGAGUAUGACCCAGUCUUCCCUCCAAUGCAGAUCAUGGCUCAAGGGAAAGGUGGCGUUCCUGGUGGUCCUCCGACGCAGGUCAACAAGCUGGACAACAUGCUUGGCAGCCUGCAGUCCGACCUCAACAAACUGGGAGUGCAGACGGUCGCUAAAGGAGUUUGUGGUGCCUGCUGUAAGCCUAUUGUGGGACAGGUGGUGACCGCCAUGGGCCGCACGUGGCACCCUGAACACUUUGUGUGCACACACUGUCAGGAGGAGAUCGGCUCCAGGAACUUCUUUGAGCGUGAAGGGCAGCCGUACUGUGAGAAAGAUUACCACAAUCUGUUCUCUCCACGAUGCUACUACUGCAACGGGCCCAUACUGGAUAAAGUUGUGACGGCACUGGAUAGGACAUGGCAUCCUGAACACUUCUUCUGCGCUCAGUGUGGAUCUUUCUUUGGCCCAGAGGGUUUUCAUGAAAAGGAUGGAAAAGCCUACUGCAGGAAGGAUUAUUUCGAUAUGUUUGCACCGAAAUGUGGUGGCUGUGCCAGAGCCAUUCUGGAAAACUACAUCUCAGCGCUGAACUGUCUCUGGCAUCCUGAGUGUUUCGUUUGCAGGGAGUGCUUCACCCCGUUUGUGAAUGGCAGUUUCUUUGAGCAUGACGGCCAGCCCUACUGUGAAGUUCACUACCACGAGCGCCGCGGCUCCCUCUGCUCCGGCUGCCAGAAGCCCAUCACAGGACGCUGCAUCACGGCCAUGUCCAAGAAGUUCCACCCGGAGCACUUUGUCUGCGCCUUCUGCCUGAAGCAGCUCAACAAAGGCACCUUUAAAGAACAAAACGACAAACCCUACUGCCACGGCUGCUUCAUCAAGCUGUUCAGUUAGGGACAACGUUCAACAGCACCGUGUUUCUGGGUCAGAUACGCGUCUGAAGAGUUUUUAGCACAGGUAGUGUCAGAAUGGGUUUGUUUGUAUCAAAGGAAGUUCUUCUGAUCAGGUUGGAAGUGCGUGUGGGUCAGGUAUGUGCAUGUGUUGGAGCAGUCGACCGCCUUCUGUCAGACUAAAUGUUUUUCACGUCGAGAAAAAACAAAUUUCAGACUGCAGCAGUUUCAUUUUGAAGUUUCUCUGGGUUUUGAGUUGGUCAGUAAAUGUGAUGCAGAAAUAUUCAGUAUUUAAAGGACAUCGAAAAUGUUUCAGAACAUGAAAUGAUGCCAUUGGGAUGUUUUUUCUAAAUCAAUAUGGACAGAAUGAUUUUGUUGGCCUCCUUAGAUGUGUUUAAAGAGCAGUCCUUCUUUUAUGUUACAUUCACAUCAUUAUGUUUCAAAUCUUUUUAGUUUUCCUUUUUUUUAGAAGGUAAUGGAUUUUUACUGAUACUGAAAUACACAAAAUACUCUGUGUUGGACAAAGUUACUCACUGGUCGAGUGUCAUUUUAAAAAAAUCAGAAAGCUACAGCAGAGAGCAGGUGACCCGUUGUUGUAGAAUUACAACGUAAAUAGUUUUUACAACUAAAGAGAACAAAGUACUUUUUGGAUUUUCUUGUCCGUUGUACAAAGUUGGACAUCGCUAACCCCUUUGAUAAACCAUAAGUAGGAUCUGUAAAGAACUUACAGAUAUUAUGUUUGUGUGAAAUGGAUCUCCAGUCACUCAAUCAUGUAAAAAUAUUCUAAGCUUUGAUCUUCUUUUAUAAACUCAUCAAGAACUGAAUCAGUCCAUUUUACAGUUUUGAAAAUCAGAAUCUUUUUUUUAUCCGAAGACAAACCAUACAUGAAUCAAUAUUUUAGUGAUUCUCAAGAAGAAAUCCAGCAUGCAGCCGUCCACCAGACGCUGCAAUCUCAUCCUCAGCUACACAUUCUGAUGUUUCCGUUCUGCCAAAUCAUUCCUCGUCUUUUUACUGAAAAAAGAGAAAACAAUCUGAAGGCAAUUUCUUGCGGUGAAGUGGAAUCGCACAAAGACAUUGGGAGUACAUUGUGUGUCUCUUACGCUAGUUUCAUUACUGUUCCUGAAUACAUCCUGGGAUUUUUUUUUUGUGUGUAAAUAUCCAAUGCAGCUACAUUGCUUGGCGUGUACAUGUGUUUAAUAACCACUCGUUCACAGAAGGAAGGCUGCUGGGAAGGUAGCAGAGACGUGUUCUUGCUGUCAUUACUGUAUUGAGAAGCUGUUGAAUGUGUAUCAUUAUGAAAGAAGUACAUAAUGCAAACAGUACACACAAUUUGCCUGUGAUAUUCCAGUAACUAUGCAACUGUGGAUUAACAGCUUUGUUUUCAGCUCCUGCUUGCGUUUCUUAUGUAACAGGCUGUCUGUGCCGUUGUCUCAGUUCCACGUCUAAUAACACUGGCAAAUACAGCAAAAUACUGAGAGCAGGUCCACAGUUUCCAUGAGUCUGUGUGUCCACUGAUAAAUGUAGAGCCUGGUGGUCUGCUAGAAGAAACGCUAGGACUGAGAUGACUCAUUUCCCUCAGCGUCUGAGCAGCAUCUACUGUAAGACCACCAGGUUGGGUCUGUACACGGUUCCUCAUGAGAAGCAGCAGAUACCUUUGGCCUUUUGUCUUGUUCAGGGAAUUCUAGAGCCUUAAUUCUUUUCUCACUCUAUUUAAGAUCUCAUGUAACAAAUCAGUUUCGUAGAGCGUUAUUUAACCAAAGCCAUACCUUCUUUGAUUUGUUCUUGUGUCAGUUCACUACUUUUUUUUUCCCUUUUCACUUUGAAUGUCAAUAGAUAUGAAUAGUGAGAUUCCUCAAUUCUAGUUUGAUUAUGCAAAUAAAUUCUGUUUUGGUAUCAAAA